AUGCAUUUUCGUGAAAUACAACGUUUACAUUGUGAAAAACAACAAUUACACAAUGAGUUCACCAACCAAAUCUCACGUUAUGAAGAUCGUCUCACGGAAUUACAUAGUGUCAUUGCUGAAUUACGACGUCGUUUAGAACAUUCAGAAGCAAAUAUUAUACAUGAAGUAGAAGAAUUCGAAGAGAAUGAUCACGAUGAGGAUGUUGAUGAGGAUGAGAACGAGGAUGAGGCGGAGCAGGAGCAACAGCACGACAAACAGGUUGAUAAUAAUAAUGAUGGAUUAAUAAUCAAAAGCAAAUCUGACGAAAAAUCGAUAAAAUCAAAAUUCCCACCAAUCAAUACAGCCAAUCAUAAUCAUGCUAAUACUAAUAACCAAUCAGCAGUGAAUUAUAAUGAAUUCGGUGAAAAUACGCAUGAUGACAAUAGUGAUACAUCAGUGGAUGUGAUGAUGGACGGUGAUGAUGAUGAUGAUGAUGAUGAUGACGACAAUGAUGGUGACGAUGUUAAUGCACCAGUGGAACAUAUUCAUCAUAAACCUAUUGAUAUUGUUCGACAAUAUCAUCAUCAGCCGAAAUCAAUGGCAUCGAAUUAUUUCAUGUUACAAACAACUAAUCUUAUUUAUGAUCAAUUAAAUCAUAGUCAUGGAUUAAGUUAUCCAGAAAAGAAUAUGGAAGAUAUGUCUAAAAAUGACAAUCAUGAUCUUUGUAUAAAAUAUGAAACAAUGUUAUCAAAUAUGCAAGCAAAAUUAACAUGUAUCAUGGAAGAACGUGAUUUGUUGAUGAAUCGAUUGAGCGAAUUAACUCUUGCCACUAGUAAUAAUAAUAAUAUUCAAUCACUUUCCAAUACAACAACAACAACGUCACAACCAUCAACUGUAACCAUAACAGAAGAUCUUUCAUCAUUGUCUUUGACAACACAGACGACAACAGUAGCUUCCUCGAUAUCACGUCCAAUUAUGGGUUUGAAUCAUCGAUCUGUUCAAAUGAAAUUUAAUGGGAAUAAUAAUUUGUCAUAUUCUAUGCCUAACACCACUCAUCAUCCACCGAUGUCUUCAACCACAACAACAGAAGUUUUAAUGUCGAAACAACAAACAAAUGCUGAACAGAAUGCUACCGACCAAUUACAUAAGAUUGCGACAAAUAAAAUCAUGUCCGUUUAA
Schistosoma turkestanicum is the source of this 1158-nucleotide messenger RNA. The record is from the annotation of a GenBank genome assembly. Lineage: Eukaryota; Metazoa; Platyhelminthes; Trematoda; Strigeidida; Schistosomatidae.